Molecule: messenger RNA, 1197 nt
Organism: Plasmodium inui San Antonio 1
Lineage: Eukaryota; Apicomplexa; Aconoidasida; Haemosporida; Plasmodiidae
Exons: 4
Coding region: 1-1197 (398 amino acids)
Source: RefSeq, a predicted model, not a curated record
AUGCGACAUCAAACAAAAAUUUACAAAUUGAAAUGGGGCAGUCAUAUUAUUGACAAUGAAGACGGAAUUAUAUAUGGAGUGAACGAUCCAUUAACUCUUGAACUCAAAGAUUUUGAAAAAUAUGAAAAAUCAUUAUACCCCUUCAAGAGGAAACUUCCCGAUUUAAAAGAAUAUAACCAAAGUAACAUAUCACAAGAUUAUCAACUGAAAAAGAAACCACCUGAUUUAAAAGAAUAUAACGAAAGUAACGUAUCGAAAGACUGCCCAUUGGAGAACAAAACACAUAACUUAGAAGAAUAUAAUGAAAGCCACCUCGCAAAGGAAAAUAUAUUAACACAUAAUUCGGAAUUAAAGGAACCAGAAUUAAAGGAAUCCAAAAUAAAAGAACCAAAAAUUGAUGCUGAAUCAAGUAGUCAUGCAAUGGAGGAAAAUAUAAAUGCCCUGCCAGACGACACUGUAAGUACUGCAGAAAAGGGAAAUAAUGCUGUUACGGAAGGUAACAAUUUUGGAAUAUCAGGAAAUAUUCCCUCCGAUGUAGAUCAAAUCGAGAGAACUGUAGAAACUGUAAUCUCUGCCUUCAAGGAAGAUGACAUAGGGGACAUAGAGGAAUAUAUCGAAACACAUGAAAAAAAACAACUUGAAGUGGGACCAAAAAAUUAUGGAUUAUUAGAUUUUUUCUCCUUUCCUUUGCAUCAUCUUUUGGGUCGUAAUGUAUACUUGCUAGAAAAAGAGCGUUCGUCCUUAUACGAAUUGGGGAAAAAAGCUACAAAAGGUCAGUUAACCCAAGAAUUGAUCAAUAAGUAUCUUGCUAAUUGUGAGGAAGAAGGAUUGAAGGAAGAAAACGUGGAAAACAAGCACAAAUUAAAAAUUAAAGAACAAAAAAGAAAGGAAAGGGAGAAAAGAAAGAGGCAGAAAGAAAAGAAGGCGCAUUUUGAAAAGAGAAGACAAGAAAAAUUGUUGCGAAAGAAGAUGGCCAACACGGGGGUGAACGCUGAGGGGGAAAAGGCUGAGGCAAAAAAGCCUGAAGUAAACAAAACUCAGGUGAAAAAAACUGCGGUAAAGGAAAACAAUGAGGAAAAAAAGAAAUCUCAAGAGGGAACCAAAAAAACGAAUGAGAAUAGUUCAUAUUUCAGAGAUGCAAACGAAUUGAUGAUGAAUGCACACGAUGAUUUAUUAAACGGAAUCAUGCAGAAAUAG